GUCCACUCCUAACUGAAAGUAAAUUAAUGAAUGAUUCUCGACCAUCUGUCAAGGAGAGUAGCAAGAUCUCCUGACCAGUGCCCGAGCGUUGUUUCGCUUUUAGCCGAAAGUUAUAACCCUCACGUCCGGUAUGGAGCAGCGAUGGCACUUGGAAUAGCCUGUGCGGGAACAGGAUUACGAGAAGCCAUUGCCAUUCUGGAUCCCAUUAUAAGAUCCGAUAGAAUUAAUUUCGUGAGGCAAGGAGCUUUAAUAGCAUCAGCGAUGAUCUGCAUACAGCAGACCGAGCAGACCUGUCCGAAGGUAACGUUUUUCCGGCAACAAUACGCGGAUAUAAUAAAAGACAAACAUGAGGAUGUUAUGUCUAAGUACGGUGCUAUUCUAGCACAAGGUAUUAUCAAUGCUGGCGGUAGGAACACGACGAUGUCACUGCAAUCACGCACCGGGCAUAUCAACAUGGUUGCCGUCGUCGGAACUUUAAUAUUCACACAAUAUUGGUAUUGGUUCCCACUAUCCCAUUGCCUCUCGCUCGCUUUUACACCAACUUGCUUAAUUGGUUUAAAUGGGGCACUUAACAUGCCAAAAAUGCAAUUUAAAUCAAACGCAAAGCCCUCAUUCUACGGGUAUCCUGCUCCGACAGAGGAGAAGAAGAGAGAGGAAAUGGUGAAAACCUCUUCAGCACUUCUAAGCAUUGCCGCCAGACGAGGACGACGUGAUAAAUAUAAAAUAAAGAACGAUUCGGAAGAGAAGAUUGAGGAGAAGAAGAGCAAAACUGAAUCCAAGCAGAAGAUUGAAAGACCACCGAUAGCCGAGCCGGAUUUCGAAUUUAUCAGUAAUCCUACACGUGUAAUGCGUCAACAGUUAAAGUCUUUGGAGCUAGUCGAUGAUGCUCAAUACAUUCCAAUCAAGGAUGUCAGUAUUGGUGGCAUCAUUAUGUUUCGGAACAUUAAACCUGAACAAGAAGAGAUCGUGGAGAUGGUAGCAGCUCACGGUCCUAAAGCGGAUGAUGAUAAGGAAGCCGAUCCACCGGAACCGUUCGAAUGGCACGAGAAAUAAAUGAUUUACUUUCUACUAAAUUUAGAGUUAAA
Messenger RNA from Nicrophorus vespilloides, 1085 nucleotides. Its product is annotated as 26S proteasome non-ATPase regulatory subunit 1-like. The record is from RefSeq and is a predicted model, not a curated record. Lineage: Eukaryota; Metazoa; Arthropoda; Insecta; Coleoptera; Silphidae. Gene Ontology annotation, biological process: proteasome-mediated ubiquitin-dependent protein catabolic process. The coding region runs from base 31 to 1053 and encodes 340 amino acids. Gene Ontology annotation, cellular component: proteasome storage granule; nucleus; proteasome regulatory particle, base subcomplex. The transcript has 5 exons.